CUAAGCUGUCAAGUCGCUUCUUUCGCUGCACGAUAAAUGCCGAAGCCACAAUGCUUUCAAUUCGUCCGGACCUGCAUACAUACCAGCUUCAGCUUCUCCUGCCACCCUUACUGCAGCUGACAUGAAACCUUUUCGUCGCGUAUCUUCCCUAAUCACAACCGUACUUGGUAUACAGCGAACUUCUGCGCAACAGCCCUCUUCUUCUAGCAACGCGACGUUAAAUCCUCUCCAAGGUGUACAGCAACUUCUCAUAUCAUCCUACGCCAGCAACAUGACGCGUCUUGCACCUGUGAUCUCCGUCUCCCACGGAGGAGGCCCCAUGCCGCUUCUCGGCGAUCCAUCGCAUACAGCCAUUACAAACUCGCUCAAGACGCGGGUGCCCAAAAUCCUCAAGCUAGGCACGCCAGACGCACCCAAAGCAAUCGUCCUAGUCACAGCCCAUUGGUCCACAACAAAGGUCACCAUAUCCAGCGGCCCCAAACACGAGUUGCUGUAUGACUACUACGGAUUCCCACCUGAAUCCUACCAGAUCAAACACGAUGCGCCUGGGAGUCCAGAGGUGGCAGAUCAAGUCGCCAAGGCGCUCAGUGAAGCGGGUAUCGAAUGCGAAAAGGAUUCCAAGCGACCAUGGGACCACGGCGUCUUCGUCCCAAUGAAACUCAUUGACCCCUCCGCCUCAACCCCCAUAGUCCAACUCUCAGUCCUCUCCUCCGAGUCGGCCGCACAAUCCUACGCAAUUGGCCGCGCCCUGUCCACUCUCCGCAGCCAAAACAUUGCCAUUGUCGGUUCAGGCUUCGCUACCUUUCACAACUUGCGCUUGUUCGGUCAGCUCGCCAAUCCAUCGCUCCAGGCGCAGACUGCAGAGUGGAGUAAACACGUCACGGAUGCUGCUAUGACGGAUGACGAUGCGAAGAGGGAGGAGAAGUUUCUUCAGUGGAGAAAGUGGCCGCAUGCGUAUACUACGCACCCGAAUGGCGGGGCUGAGCACUUUCUACCGCUAAUUGUUUGUGCGGGAGCCGCGGGCACGACGCCGGGAAAGAGCUAUGCUGACGCGCUGUAUGGGACGGAUAUGUGGAGUUAUCACUGGGACGAGGAGUGAUUUCGUCAUGACCCGAAACAUUGAGGAUAUUCGACUAUAUAAAAAUCUUACUUUCAAACCCAAACGCAAAAAGAAAAAGGAUCCAAUACAUCCCUUUCCAAACCAAGUCCUUCCACCUGGAAACUCUUUUCUUUCCCCAA
Bipolaris sorokiniana ND90Pr is the source of this 1239-nucleotide messenger RNA. RefSeq lists its product as uncharacterized. The transcript is spliced from 2 exons. Lineage: Eukaryota; Fungi; Ascomycota; Dothideomycetes; Pleosporales; Pleosporaceae. Gene Ontology annotation, molecular function: zinc ion binding; ferrous iron binding; oxidoreductase activity, acting on single donors with incorporation of molecular oxygen. Bases 122 to 1099 code for a protein of 325 amino acids. The record is from RefSeq and is a predicted model, not a curated record.